GUGCGCCCGCAGCGACCAGUCCAACGGAAGGGCCUCACACGGAGCCUGGGAGUACCGUAGUUGCCAGCGAGAGUCCCGCGAAGACGCAGGAACCCACCCAGGCUGCAGGGGAUACAGGCGGUGCGGGGAAAGCUGGGACAAAUGGGGCUUCGGGGAAUACUGGAACAAAUGGGGCUGCAGACAUUACAGACAAGCCCGGACAAGGAGUGACAAAGAGACCCGAGGUUGGCAAGCCGAGUCAACGAGUGACUGCUAGUCCAGGACAAACAGCUGCUUCCACCAAAUCCCUGAAUGGUGCGGGCGGAGUGACCCCCGCCUUGUCUGGCAUGACAGAGAAGGUUGAUGGCCAGACACUCGGCCCUGGUCAGUCUACCCCGGAGAAAAUGUCAGGGGCGGAGCCAACAGUUCCGACUAGAACAAGUGCUGGAACCCCAGUGUUAGGGGGCGGAGCUGGUGGAACUGGGGGCGCGGCCGGUGGUGAUGGUGGCAAGAUUGAAACUCCCAUCCCUGCAGUAGCAACAGAAAAGCCAGAAGAGGUGGAGAUUCCCGGGGCGAAAGCGACAGGACAGGGAGAGGGUGGGGGUCAACAAACAGCAGGGACCAGCACAGAGGGAACCACCAAAGAUGCUGGAGAUGGGGACGGAAGUCCAGGGGAAGACAACACCCCUCAGGCUGGUGCUG
Molecule: messenger RNA, 681 nt
Organism: Aplysia californica (California sea hare)
Lineage: Eukaryota; Metazoa; Mollusca; Gastropoda; Aplysiida; Aplysiidae
Product: PE-PGRS family protein PE_PGRS26
Source: RefSeq, a predicted model, not a curated record